AAUAAUCCAAAAAUUCAAAAAUACUAUGAAUAUAUGCUAAUAUGUAGUAACAAAUUCUUGAUAUUCAUUUCUCUAUUCCUUCCCUUUCGAUUCUUCUUUUCUUUUUCUUUUUUUAGCAAUCGCGCUCAGUUAUUCCAAAAAACAAUCACGAAUCGUAACCUAGAUAAAAACAGAAUAUUCAAGUAUGAAUGGAAACGCAAGUAAAAAAGCAAACAUAAAUCGAAUACGCAUUGAUGAACGAUGAACAGUGGAACGUCUGAAAAGAAAUGUCAUCUUUUGUAUCAAUUUCUCGAUUUCUUUUGGAAAAUUGGUUGAACACGAGCCUGCGGACGUUCUCAAAAAAUCGAUACGCGCAUACCGAUUUACCCAAAGUAAGCUUUCAAGAAUAUCGUCGAAAAUCACUUCGGAACUCGAAUGUAUCGACUAGGCGGAGCUUUGAUGAACGAACUGUAGCAAAUCAUGUGAUGUCCUUCGUGGCCGGUGUUGCUGGGCUCUACGGGUUCAAAUCCCACUUAUUGCAUUAUAUAGAAAGUAUGGCGCCAGCACGUAAUCUCAUAGCUGAAGCGCAAGUUGAAAUUAAGUUACAAAAUAUAAAUGUGGGAAAAGUGUCAAUAUUUAAAUGGCGAGGAAAACCAAUCUUCGUUUAUCAUCGCCCUCAGUCUAUUAUAGAACAAGAAAGACAAACUGAUGUUACGAAACUCAGAGACCCUGAGACAGAUGAACAAAGAGUUAAACGACCAGAAUGGCUAGUCAUGAUUGGAAUUUGCACGCAUUUAGGUUGUAUACCAAUUCCGAAUUCUGGUAUUAUACAUGGUGGAUUUUACUGUCCAUGUCAUGGGUCUCAUUUCGACGGAGCUGGACGUAUACGCAAAGGACCGGCGCCUACUAAUUUAGAAAUACCUGAAUAUCGAUUCCUCGACGACAGUACCAUUCUCAUUGGCUAACUUUACAACCAAUGUUAAUCUCAAUUUAAUAUUUAUAAUGUCAAAUGUUAAAUAUAAUUGUAAUAAUAAUAUAAAUAAUAUUUAUAACAUCGUAACGUUAAAGAUAAAAUUUAGGUACCUCAUUAUCACAACAUAACCUCGCUAUUUCUCAGAUUACAUCUUUCUCAUAUAAUUCUGUUGCUAGUUUUGUA
This is a messenger RNA of Frieseomelitta varia, 1135 nucleotides long. RefSeq names its product cytochrome b-c1 complex subunit Rieske, mitochondrial-like. Lineage: Eukaryota; Metazoa; Arthropoda; Insecta; Hymenoptera; Apidae. The transcript is spliced from 3 exons. Gene Ontology annotation, biological process: mitochondrial electron transport, ubiquinol to cytochrome c. Gene Ontology annotation, cellular component: membrane. Bases 267 to 944 code for a protein of 225 amino acids. Gene Ontology annotation, molecular function: quinol-cytochrome-c reductase activity; 2 iron, 2 sulfur cluster binding. The record is from RefSeq and is a predicted model, not a curated record.